AUGGCGAUGGUGCAAGAAUUGCAGGGUCAGUUGCAAUCUCACGAGAUGGACAUACGCGGAUAUUAUGAAGAACAACAACGCCUGAUAGCCAGAGAGGCUGAGGCAAAGCAGGAGCUGGUGGAGUCACGUCGAAGAGAAGCACGUAUCACGGAAGAAUGCCACGAGUGGAGGACGCUUGCGGAGACACGGCAACAGGAGCUGGCAGAGGCGCAAAGCUUCCUCGCGUCCCCAGACAAUAUCGCUGAGAGCGACAUUGUUCAAACCGUUCGUGCACUGGAUGCAGAGAUAUACCAAGCAGUCAAACGGACAGCAGAGGGAUGUCGCCUCAGAGGUGGCGAGGCCGAUGCGGCAGUCUUGGAGCGGAUGAACGUGUUAAUGGGGCCUACGAUGGCAGGAUUGCUUCAUGCCUUUCCGCCUCGGGAGGACGACCGGAUCAUCUUGGAGAUGGCUCUUCAGACCACAGUCACAACGUAUGUUGCCGGGGUUAUAUCUUCCUGGAUUCCGUCCUCUGGUAGCAGCACCAACCAAGCCAUCAGCUCCAUCUAUAGUCGCAUCCUUCGAUCAGAGUCACAAGCUGUGGCUGGUCGCUGGCGUACUCUGACCCGCAAGUAUGCCACGUCUAGCUCGGCGGUGGCCAAGGACCAGGAGACGCGACAUGUGCAACGUCUCAUGGAGGAUGCAACAACCAUCUUGAUGGUCGCUCGAGUAGUGUCUUGGGACGAGAGCGACCUACGGGGAACCUUCGAGAUCAUCGUGAAGGCCGCAAUGCAGAUGCGUAGGAUGAUUGGAGAAGACGUGGCUGGGAGCGAGUACGAGGUGUUCGUAGAGGAACAGGCGAAGCCCUUCCAACCAGAAGUGAUGAUCGACGAACACGCACCUCGGCGGAAGCGUCAGAACAGAGUCGGAAGGCCCGUCGUAUGUGCGUUGACACUAGGGCUUCGUCGCACGGAGAGAGACAACCGCAGCGGAUCGAGAGGACGCCUUGAAGUCAAAACGCUCGUCAAGCCGCAGGUGAUCCUAGACACGAUCGUUGAUGACCUGGGUUUGGUCGAUGAUACAAAGUGA
Molecule: messenger RNA, 1065 nt
Organism: Fomitopsis serialis
Lineage: Eukaryota; Fungi; Basidiomycota; Agaricomycetes; Polyporales; Fomitopsidaceae
Exons: 3
Coding region: 1-1065 (354 amino acids)
Source: RefSeq, a predicted model, not a curated record